CGAGGAGGGACCGUCAUGUCGGGCAGCAAAAAACUGCGCAAGGUAAAGAGGCGAGAGGACGACUCUCGCGGUGUGGCGAUGAGGCUCAGCGCUCACGCGCGCCACGAGUGCGGGGGUGGGACCGUGUCGCACAAAGUGAUCGAGAAGCGACGUCGGGACCGGAUCAACCACUGCCUCAACGAGUUGGGGAACACCGUCCCCAUGGCUCUCGCCAAGCAGAGCAGCGGGAAGCUGGAGAAGGCGGAGAUCUUGGAGAUGACCGUCCAGUACCUGCGGGCUCUGCACUCGUCCGAUCUCCUGCGCGGCAAAGAGAAGACUGCCGAUCUCCUGCGCGAAUUCUCCAACUACUACCAGGCCGGCUACCAGGAGUGCCUCAAGAACCUGGUGCACUACCUCACGGCGAUCGAGCGCCUCGAGAUGAAGGACUCGCGCUACCUCCGCGUCCUCGCCUUCCUCCAGGCCAAGGCUCGCCGCUCCUGCCCCGCGGGCCACCCGCUGGCGCCAGGGCAACCUUCGGCCCGCUGCCCCGAGCUGCCCGCCUUCGCCGGUCCGGGGACGUGCGGGGGCGCGGGAUCCGGCAUGGGCGGCGGAGGAGGAGUGCCCGAGUCGGCGGGCAGACCGUCGCCCCUGCACGGAGCUCGGAGGGCAGAGCCGUACCCCUGGCAGGCGGCCGCACCGCUGCCCUUCCUCCAGGCCGGCCAACAGCCUUAUCUCAACUCGCCCGGGCAGCAGGGCUUCCUGUCGCCUGGGCAGCAGGGCUUCCUCAGCUCGGGGCAGCACUUUGACUGCGCCUACAUGGGAUACCUGAGUCCCCAUCACGUGUCCUCGGCCGCCCGGGGCAUUCCAAGCGGGCAGCACGUGUCGUUGUGAUGCGCGUGUCAACUUCUGGGCCACCGCGAACAUUUGCUCGUUUACAGGACUCGGCGACACCGAUAACUCAAGUCUCAUUUUGUCGAGAGGAGCCUGCUGUGGGAGACUUGUUAGUUUUCCGUUAUUUGCCGAUUGUUUGUGUCCUUUGGUAUCGGACGCGAGACCAGAUUAGUACUGUAGCAUGACAAAGAACGGUGUUGCAAACAUCACCCAACAGAUAAGCCAGCGGCGACCUACUUACCACACUGCCCACCAUAUGGGUGCCUCGCUGUCCUCCAAGUGGACGUCUCCAUCUUUUCGUGAUCCUCCAACCAUAUCUUCAUAUUGCUGGAUUAUAGGCGUGCAUAGCUACCACCUUCAAUGGCAUUAUCUAUAUGUAUAUAUAUGUGUAUAUAUCAAGAUGGACUACUUGGCUGAUGCUGAUGAUAAAUACGGAGACACUUGAUUUUCAAAGGGCCCAGUAUGUGUGUGUAUACGUCUCACUGCUGAAAGCUACU
This is a messenger RNA of Lethenteron reissneri (Far Eastern brook lamprey), 1367 nucleotides long. RefSeq names its product helt bHLH transcription factor (gene HELT). Lineage: Eukaryota; Metazoa; Chordata; Hyperoartia; Petromyzontiformes; Petromyzontidae. Gene Ontology annotation, molecular function: DNA binding; protein dimerization activity. The record is from RefSeq and is a predicted model, not a curated record. Gene Ontology annotation, biological process: regulation of DNA-templated transcription.